Molecule: messenger RNA, 243 nt
Organism: Dovyalis caffra
Lineage: Eukaryota; Viridiplantae; Streptophyta; Magnoliopsida; Malpighiales; Salicaceae
Source: the annotation of a GenBank genome assembly
AUGAAGGAGAAAAGACUGAUUGUCUCUAUAUCCCUAGCGGACAAUCGGGUGGUGAUGAACUCGGAUCUUCUUUAUUGUGCUUGUCGUGCUGGGACUGCUCCUCCUUCCCGCUUCUCCUCCCUCGGUACACUCCUCCGGCUACUUGUACUGAUAACGCUGGGACUAAUUGAACUCAGGCUGAUUUCUCCUCUUCUGACUGCCCUUCUUCAGGCACAACCAUACCUUCUUUUAGUUGGGCAAUGA